This is a messenger RNA of Yamadazyma tenuis ATCC 10573, 1247 nucleotides long. The record is from RefSeq and is a predicted model, not a curated record. NCBI's taxonomy places the organism in Eukaryota, Fungi, Ascomycota, Pichiomycetes, Serinales, Debaryomycetaceae.
ACAUUCUCCCUGUUAGCAGAUUAAAGUAUUCAUAAUAUAUCAUGUUAAAAUGGGUCCAAUCGGGACUUUCGGUAGUCGCUGGAACCGCAGAACCAGAAUAUGGAAGAGAAGCUCUUCACCCAGUCACAGAUAAAGUUAAAGAAGGUGAGCCUUGUUAUAGAGAAACCACCUUGAAGGACUUAAAUUGGUUGGGUCCAAACUACACCAAUGUUGAGACUCAAACCUUCUACUUCACGUGCUUGAAGACCGGUUAUACUGGGUUUGCCCAGGUGAUUCACUCCAACAUCAUGGGAGUUCACACCACCGCCCAAUUUACUUUCCGGAUUUACGACGACAAAGGCAAAAAUAACCUUUGGACCUCCACUCAUUUGGAGAACUUCCGUACAGAAGGAUCCAACUUUUAUGCUGACAACAUGUCGAUUGAGUUCAAUGAGGACGGAACCGAGGUGAUUUUGAAGUCAGAUGUCAACCCCGAUUCGGUGGUGGAAUUCACCAUGAAGAGAUUGGUUCCAGGAGUUAUUUUUGGUGGUGAUGGGACGACUUUGUAUGGAGAAGACGUUGAAGAACCUUGGGGCUCCAUGCGUCAUUGUUUCUGGCCGCGGUGUGAAGUCAGUGGUACUAUAGUGAGUAAAGCCUUGGAUACUACUUUAGAGAUCAAUGGGCUUACGAUGUUUGUUAUGGCCUUGCAAGGUAUGAAACCUCAUCAUGCGGCGAAGAGCUGGAACUUUUUGAACUUCCAGUCCGAAAACUACUCUGCCGUUCAGAUGGAAUUCACCACCCCCAGAUCAUAUGCUAAUACUAAGGUUAAUAUUGGUGUUGUUUGUGGUAAAGAUAAAAUCCUUUUGGCCUCGAUCAACAAUGAUGUUGUACACGAGAACGCCGAGAUUGAUGAGGUUGGCUGGCCAGUUCCAAAGGCAAUCACCUUUAACCAUGAUGCUGCUGACAAGUCGUAUCAUGUGGAUGUAAAGGGUGAAUUGAAGUCGUUGGUUGAACGGGUUGACGUGAUGGCUGAGAUUCCUCAGUUCAUCAAGAACAUCGUUAGUGGAGUUGCCGGUACUAAGCCUUACAUCUACCAGUACUGCAAUAAAAUGACCAUCAAUGAUAACAACGUUGCAUCCGAAACUGGAGUGGCCUUUUCAGAAGCAACCUUUAUCUCCGAGUUUGAUUAAUUAUGUUUCAUGUUUGUUUUUGGUUUUUGUUGUCUGCUUAGAGCUAUUAAUGAAUAAUAAUAUACAGUUUAGUAAAAA